CCCCGACCAAUCUUGCACAAAGUCAUCUACGUUGGUGGUAUUGGUGUGUCGUUGAAACCGUCUCCACUACCUGAGAAAUUCGAGAAAUUGAUGCAGAAAGGUGAUAAAGGUGUGGUGUUGUUCUCACUUGGAACUAUUGUACCGUCUUCAGCUAUUCCGAUGAAUAUUCGAGUGGACAUUAUCAGAGCAUUUAGUGAAUUCAGUGAUUUUCACUUCUUGAUGAGAGUGGACGAGAACGAUAACGAAACUGAUCAGGUGAUAAAGGAUAUGGGUGUAGGCAAUGUUGAGUUGAUCGGAUGGAUGCCACAAUCAGAUUUACUCGGUCAUCCUCGCAUGAAAUUGUUCAUAAUGCAUGGUGGAUUGAAUGGUAUGAUAGAGACGGCGAUACGAGGAGUACCGCUGCUCGUCAUUCCGUUCUUCGGUGAUCAGUUCCAUAAUGGAGCUGCGGCUGAGCAUCGUGGAAUUGGUUUGGCAUUGCAAAGAAAUAAUCUCAACUAUGCUCAAAUGAAGAAGGCGCUCACACAACUGCUCACAAAUGAAAAGUAUCUAAAAGCAGCACGUCGGCUGUCAGAAAUGAUUUGCAAUAAACCGAAUAAACCUGAAGAGCAGUUGAUCAAGUGGACCAAUUACGUAAUCAAAUACGGACCGUUGCCUGAACUCCAAGUGGAGGGAGCGAAGUUCAGUGUAAUUAAGUACUUUGGUUUGGAUAUAUUUGCAGCGUUGUUAUUGCUGAUAGUUAUUGCGAUUGCUGUGAUUGUUAGGAUCAUUAGAAGAUUAGUUGCGUUAUUUCGC
Molecule: messenger RNA, 792 nt
Organism: Anisakis simplex (herring worm)
Lineage: Eukaryota; Metazoa; Nematoda; Chromadorea; Rhabditida; Anisakidae
Source: the annotation of a GenBank genome assembly